UGAGAGCGACAACAACCGGAAAAAAUGUAAACACAAAUCGUUUAGUCUGCUUUGCUUUCUCUUCUAAGUCGUAUUCGACUUCGACCUUAAUCUAAAAUGACUAGUUUCCUUCGAAAAUGUAAAAUGUUAUACGACCCAGUGUUAAAGGGUUACAGGUCCCAAAUAUCCUGUGUCCGGUGUCAGAGUCAAACACUUCAGCAUGACAUGGAUAGGUCUUCCAUGACAAUCUUGAAUGAAGAAACAAGUGGGGGUCUUUUGAUUAAUUCUUACAGUCGGGUUGGCUUCAGACUGAAUAAUGGAAUGAUGGCUUUUGGGCCAAUAGCAAUUUUUCCUAAAUCAAUAUUGAGCUGGAAUGUUCAAAGUGCUGAAGACAUAAAUGAGGAUUCAUUAUCACUGUUUUACACUCUGGAGCCAAAAAUUGACAUACUCGUCAUUGGUAUUGGUGAUCCCGAUCAAAAAGUUAGUCAUAACAUUAUUAAAUACAUGAAAGACAAGAAGAUCAAUCUGGAAAUUUCAACAACUGAAAGAGCUUGUGCAACGUUCAACUUUCUUAAUGUUGAAGGACGAUGUGUUGCAGGUGCUCUGAUUCCACCUACAAAAUAUCGAAUUAACGAAGAUGAUAUCGUAUCAACACAGCGGCAAAACCGAAAACUUAUGACAGUAGACGAAUAUCAAAUCAUUUAGAUACUAUUUCAUGUAGAACAAAUUGAAGCGCAAUUAAUCUAAAUAAAGAUGUUUAAAAAAUGUAA
Molecule: messenger RNA, 749 nt
Organism: Daphnia pulicaria
Lineage: Eukaryota; Metazoa; Arthropoda; Branchiopoda; Diplostraca; Daphniidae
Product: NADH dehydrogenase [ubiquinone] 1 alpha subcomplex assembly factor 3-like
Exons: 5
Coding region: 97-684 (195 amino acids)
Biological process (GO): mitochondrial respiratory chain complex I assembly
Cellular component (GO): mitochondrial inner membrane
Source: RefSeq, a predicted model, not a curated record